GCAAUGGAUUUUUGGCGCGAAUGACAGCAGUGUUAUGAGUUGGAAUUGAAAUUAAAAUCAGAGUGCCGUGACUGGGAAGUUACUCAUAGCACAAUGAAUUCAGCAAAGCGCGUGCUGUCGCCCAUCAAGCCAGAGAAUGACACUGAAAACAAACAGACCAAAAAAGUGAAAAUAUCCUUAAGCUUAGAAGGCCGUACGGCUCCAUUGUCACCACAACAAAAAGAGAAUGCAAGUACUGAGCACGCUGCUCUAUUGGGGUGGGGGGACGAUGAUGUUGACGAUAUUGAUUUCACUAAACUGGCGGCCGUUGAGCGCUGCUUCUUGGCUGCUAGUGAGGGUCAGAAGAAACCACAAAUGACCACAACUGCAUUAGAGCCAAGCGUGGUUAUGGAUCAAAGACGCGCCGUAGCUAAGCAAAAUAAGGCACUUGAUGAGUUAUCAGCUCAAAACAACCUUACAGCGGCUGGACCAAAGCCGACUGAUUGCGAGCUGAAGCAAGCGACGACUACUAAGGAGCUAAUCAGCCUAAACCAGUUGCCGAUCGACGCGGAAACCAAGGAACUUCUGGCGAGUCAACAUAUCACCAUUUCGGGGCAACAGCUCAUAUUGGCCGACAAGAAGAUCACUGUGAUUGGAGAUCAGCCCCUGUUUGCGGACCAGAAACUAACGCCCAUUGCCAUGGCUGCGCAGAAGUAUUUGGCUGCCGACCACAAGCUCUCUCUGGAAGCGGAGCAAAAACUUUCGGCGGCUGAACAGCGGCUUGCGAAGUCAGAACAGCGCCGUGUGACGAUGGAAAAGAAACGCUUAGAAAAGGAGCAGAAACGCGCUGCAGAUCUCGAACAGAAACGCAUUGCCAAGGAACAGAAACGUGCUGCUGUCGAGGAGCAGAAACGCUUGGCAGCUGAACAGAAACGUCUGGCGGCGGAAAAGAAGCAUGCCGCCAGAAAGCAACUAUCUCUGGCAAGGACAAGACAGGCAAAGAAGAAAGCGAUUGCCAAGGUGGAGAAAAAUCUGCGGGAUCAGACCAUUAUUGGGCCAGAAAACACUGCGCUACUUCGUGAUUCCAAUGACUCGAACUCAACUGCGUCGGAGCUGGAUACCUCUGCCGUUUUUCUAAAGCCGGCUGUGCCACAGCUUGAAACUAAACCGAAGUCUACGUCCUUCAAACAUUCGUUGCCUGAAGACACCAGCCAGAUACCGCAGCAGUCUGGUAUGGCAGAACAGCUCUCCCCGAUAGAGCCCUCCUCAUCGAACCUGAACCAGUCGCCCAAAACUGAACAGCUCCCUGCAGCAGAGCAGUCGAAGACCGAGGACAAAAAUCGACCCAAACUCAAUCUGACGCUCUGGCAACGAUGCUUGGUGGAAAGCACUUGGCGCAAACCGAAGACCUCAGAUUUGGUGCUGGUAUUGCGCAGUGACGAUAAAGAAGUAGCCGAGUGUGUUCUCCAAGGCCCCUGGAUGCAUACGCAGGUUCAAUCCGGCGACUUAGUGUCAGUUCAGGCGGAUUGGGACCAAAACAACAAACACUAUGUUGUCAACCGCAAUGUCGGAUUAAUAGCCGUUCACCCGGACAUACUUAUUUCGACCACUACGGUAGCCAGUUCACUGUUCUGUCGCCGCAAAGCGGUCCUUAUGGAACGAUUUCGUGGCAUAGAUACAGGAAAUGUGGCGAUGGUGAUCGGCACGGCUGUGCAUAAAAUGUUCGAAAUCGCCAUAACGCAAGAUAUGAGGAGCCCCAGCCAAUUGGAGCGAAUUGUCGAGGAGAUGGUGCAUAGCACGGACAUGAUAAAGGUGCUGUACGCAAACAAACUGAAGAUGGCCGAGUUUUCGGAAGGUCUGACCAAAUUUGUGGACCCCAUCAUAACGUUCAUUAGACAAUUUGUGCACGACUGUGAGAAACGCGUGCCGUUGCCCGAACAGUUCCAAGGCCAUAUACAUCGGGUGGUGGACAUUGAGGAGAAUCUGUGGGUGCCACGGUUGGGGCUGAAGGGGAAGAUUGACGCCACUGUAACUCUCCGCCCUAAACAAGGCGAGUGCAAUAAAUACCACGAUCCCGUACCACUCGAACUGAAAACCGGACGGCCCAGUUUCUCCUUUGAGCAUCAGGGCCAACUGCUGCUCUAUCAGCUGAUGAGCAGGGCUCUGGGCAGUAAGGUAGACAACGGACUGCUGGUCUAUAUACGCGACGGCAUUGUGCGAGAAGUUUUAUCCGCACGUAAUGAACAACGCGAUCUGAUAAUUGCGCGCAACGAAUUGGCUCAUUAUUUUACCCGUGAGGCGCAAGUUCCAGCAGCGGGCGCUUCGCUCAAAGUCAACAACGAGGGCAUGAUUUUGCAGCCCUUCCCUCUGCCCGAACCCAUAUCUCAUCAUAGCGCCUGUAGCAAGUGUCCUUAUGUCACCAUUUGCAGCAGUUUUGCUGCCACAGAUCCCGAUCUAGAAUUGUCGGAAUCCCACCCACUUCGGAAACUAAUGCCGCAGAAAUUGGAGCACUUGAACCCUGUGGACUUCGAGUACUUCAUACACUGGUGUGGGCUUCUUACAUUGGAGGAGCAGGAAGCGCGCAAAUCAGUUAACAUAUCCGCGCUGUGGAACCUGCCACGAAUUGUGCGCCAACAGCAGGGUCGUGCCAUAUUAGAUCUCUAUCUGCGGCCCCUCAGCUCCGUGUUCUCAGAUGGCGAUCGUUUCCAUCACACGAUGCAUGUGCACCCAGAAGCGUUAACCGAGGAAUUGGAUUUAACCCUCAGCGGCUUUGAAUUGGGCGAGUAUGUCAUCAUAAGUUCAACAGAUCGCUUGGCUAUUUCGACGGGAUUCAUCAAGUCGCUCACGAAGGACAGCGUUGGCUUGCUGUUGGAGCGGGACUUGAGAAAAUUGAAUGAGCACAGCCGCUUUAUUAUAGACAAGCACGAGUCGCAGUCGUUCAAUGUCUUCAGUUUCACAAACCUGGGUCUGUUGAUAGAUGCCUCCGAUCGUGGGGCCCAACUGCGCCAGAUUAUUAUCGACCGCAUACCGCCCAUCUAUUCAAAGGAGCUGCCAAGAACCAUCUACGAUGAUGGCCACAUCAUACUAUCCGGCCUUAAUUCGUUGCAACGCAACGCUCUGUUGCGUGCCGUCGCAACCAAUUCGUAUUUGCUGUUGAAGGGCCUGCCGGGCACAGGGAAAACCGAAACCCUGGUGGCACUAAUUCGAUUCCUGAACUUGAUGGACCGCACGGUGCUCAUCACGUCGCACACUCACUCGGCCGUGGACAACCUGAUGGUACGUCUGUUGCCGUUCGACCUACCUAUGCUGCGAUUGGGCGCUCCGGCGCGCACCCAUCCGAAACUUAUGGAAAUUAACGAGGCUGUGCUGACAAAAUCCUGCAAAAAUGAGGAGGAUAUGGAAGAGGUGUUCGCCUCACGCACCAUUGUGGGCGUCACCUGUUUGGGCAGCAAUCAUGUGAUCUUCAAUCACCAGAAAUUUGAUUAUUGCAUUGUAGAUGAGGCGACCCAAGUCUUUCAGCCCACAGUGCUUCGACCGCUCUGGCACUGUUCCAAAUUUAUACUCGUCGGGGAUCCGGAUCAGUUGCCGCCGUUGGUGAAGUCGCGGGUCGCACGCCAACGGGGUGCCGAUGAAUCGCUGUUCCAUCGCCUGGACUCCAAAUUUUCGACAGUGAUGCUCACCAAACAAUAUCGCAUGAAUCGAGCCAUUACCAAGCUGGCGAAUGCCCUCACCUAUGACGGAGCCCUAGAGUGUGGCAACGAUCUGGUGGAGAAGUCUGGAAUGCCUCUUUCCAAGCAGCCCAGCGGUCCGCGUUGGGUGGUUCGUGCUCUGCAAUCCCAUGUGGAUCAAUCGGUAAUACUGCUGGACACCUUGGAUAGCUACGAGCGAAUGAAUGCCUAUGCGAUGACCCACAAGCCAAUCGGCGCUACCGGCGAUAUUGUCGAGCAGCACUAUGGAUUGGAUGGUAAGAAGACAUAUCAACAGCCGCAGCGGAUGAGACGCAUCACUAAGUAUGCCAAUCCCUGCGAGCUUGCUGUCGUUUUUCAAAUACUUCGUCGCCUGCUCGAGGCUGGCUGCCCUCCAUCGGAAAUAGGCGUCAUUGCGCCCUAUCGCGCCCAGGUGGAGCUCAUGCGUAGCCUUAUCUCGAAGUGCGUUAAGCCAAGGAUGGACCUGGUGGAGUUCAAUACCGUCGAUCAGUAUCAGGGACGCGACAAGAGCGUGAUUAUUUAUUCUUGCACCAAGACCUGCGAUCCAUCAUUGGAUGCUGAACGGCCACACGAUGCUGAGAUUCUCGAGGAUAAGCGUCGUCUCACUGUCGCCAUCACGCGUGCCAAGCAUAAGCUCAUCAUUCUUGGCGACGUCAAGUGCCUGCAGCGUCAUGGACCCUUUCAGAAGCUAUUUGCCAGCAUUCCCAGCAUCUGCCGCAUAGAGCUCGAUGAUGGCUCCCAGGGCUUUAGCUGGCACUCCGUCUUUUCUGACUUCAACAAACUUUGGGAGCACUCUCCCAAGGACGCCAAUUGAUUAUUCUAACUAAUAAGCCAGACUAUUUAUUUACUUUUUUUUUUGUUUUUUUGAAAUUAUUACAAUGUUGACGAUUAGACUUAAUAGACUAUUCCUGAUUUCCUUUAAGGAUUGAAGGAUUGACAUUUUAGGGACAUCUUUACGUUUGUUCCCUGUUGCUCUAAUAAUAAAAUAAA
This is a messenger RNA of Scaptodrosophila lebanonensis, 4676 nucleotides long. It is a transcript of the gene Dna2, whose product is annotated as DNA replication ATP-dependent helicase/nuclease DNA2. Gene Ontology annotation, molecular function: 5'-flap endonuclease activity; single-stranded DNA helicase activity. Gene Ontology annotation, biological process: replication fork reversal. The record is from RefSeq and is a predicted model, not a curated record. The transcript is spliced from 4 exons. Bases 94 to 4500 code for a protein of 1468 amino acids. Gene Ontology annotation, cellular component: cytoplasm. Lineage: Eukaryota; Metazoa; Arthropoda; Insecta; Diptera; Drosophilidae.